This is a messenger RNA of Pseudo-nitzschia multistriata, 1059 nucleotides long. The record is from the annotation of a GenBank genome assembly. NCBI's taxonomy places the organism in Eukaryota, Bacillariophyta, Bacillariophyceae, Bacillariales, Bacillariaceae.
UCCUAGAAUUCAAAAUUUCCGGAAGCCGCACCUGCAACAGGAACGGCUUCGGCAGCAACMACUAUGGAAGAUCUCGACUUCUUGGAAAACGCUUCCGCAUCUUACACAGAUAUCGAACAAAAUGGUGCACCGAUCCUACCGCUUCCUUUCGAUCCACCGCAAGCGGGCAGAGCUGUGCGUGUCGAUGCCCCAGUUUACAAUCCUCACACAGAGCGCGCCGUGAAGGUUUCGAAUAUCAUAUACGAGAACCGCAUGGACGGUAGACCGCCGGAACGGGCUUACUGGGUAGGUCGCAAGCUGAAGAAGUGUAUCUUUGGGGUGGUAAAGGAAUGCACGAUACUGCGAUUCCGGAACAAUCCGGACGCACCCUGGGAAGUUACAGAGCACAAGGCGGCCGCAAAAAUCAUGGCGUGGCACAAAAUAAGGGACCUCCAGCAYAUAGAGGAUCCCCAAAAGGAGGUGGCGGCCAUGCAAUUUAUUUCGAGRCAGGGAGGGCAUCCCCAUGUAAUGGGGGCACUGGAUGUCUUACAAGACGAUGAAUAUCUACUUAUGUUCAUGCCGUUUUGCACAUCUGGAGACCUUUUUGGGUUUGUGCAUGAGGCCGGAAGUAAGUCAGCCGUUGCAGCUUGUGCUCGAUCGAUUCGGUCUUUGAACUGUUGUAUAGCUUUCAGCUUUUUGYGUUURCGUUUUUUGUUGGUGUUGAUCGCCAGAACCGCGCAGAUUUUUCUUUAAUUUUUCAUCUCCCMUUCAAUSAAGAGAAACAGAGCUCAUCACUUCCAUUUUGAAUUGUUUUUCUGGAUUUGCGUGUUAUUUUUUGGGUGGGAUGYUSCGUUCCUUGGUUUGUCAUUUUGUGGGUUCCAGGAUUUCCUGAAAACAUGGCUCGCUAUUGGUUCACACAAAUACUAGAUGUGAGUGUAUCAAUAGUUAUUAGAGAAAUGGCUGGAAAAYAUUGGUGAUGACGAAUGCUGCGGUUUCUGCAGUUUAUUCCGUCUAUUCUAAUGGGUCUCUUGCGUUUUGWUUAAAUGUAUCUCUAUAACAGGGAGUUCAGCAUCUACAGAA